Molecule: messenger RNA, 1898 nt
Organism: Fukomys damarensis (Damara mole-rat)
Lineage: Eukaryota; Metazoa; Chordata; Mammalia; Rodentia; Bathyergidae
Gene: Gpr3
Product: G protein-coupled receptor 3
Exons: 2
Coding region: 108-1100 (330 amino acids)
Biological process (GO): G protein-coupled receptor signaling pathway
Cellular component (GO): membrane
Molecular function (GO): G protein-coupled receptor activity
Source: RefSeq, a predicted model, not a curated record
UUCUCCCGCGGCCGCGGGGGCUUCUCGGGGUCCGCGCACACCUUGCACUGCCAGGACCCGAGUGGAGCUUCCCCGCGGCCUGGCCUCGUCCGAUCCCGAGUGGUACCAUGAUUCGGGGUUCAGGCAGCCCCCUGGCCUGGCUCUCAUCUGGCCCGGGCAACGUGAAUUUGAGCAGCUUAGGUCCAGCAGAGGGGCCCACAGGCUCAGCUGCAUCACUGCCCUCGCCCAGGGCCUGGGAUGUGGUGCUGUGCAUCUCAGGCACCUUGGUGUCCUGCGAGAAUGCAUUGGUGGUAGCCAUCAUCGUCGGCACUCCUGCCUUCCGUGCUCCCAUGUUUCUGCUGGUGGGCAGCUUGGCCGUGGCAGACCUGCUGGCAGGCCUGGGCCUGGUCCUGCAUUUCGCUGCUGUCUUCUGCAUCGGCUUGGCGGAGAUGAGCCUGGUGCUGGUUGGCGUGCUGGCGAUGGCCUUUACCGCCAGCAUCGGCAGCCUGCUGGCCAUCACUGUCGACCGCUACCUUUCCCUGUACAAUGCCCUCACCUACUACUCGGAGACAACAGUGACUCGGACCUAUGUGAUGCUGGCCUUAGUGUGGGGAGGUGCCCUGGGCCUGGGACUGCUGCCUGUGCUGGCCUGGAACUGCCUGGAUGGCCUGACCAUGUGCGGUGUGGUGUAUCCACUUUCCAAGAACCAUCUGGUGGUCCUGGCCAUUGCCUUUUUCAUGGUGUUUGGCAUCAUGCUGCAGCUCUAUGCCCAGAUCUGCCGCAUUGUCUGCCGCCAUGCCCAGCAGAUUGCCCUCCAACGGCACCUGCUACCUGCCUCCCACUACGUGGCCACCCGCAAGGGCAUUGCCACACUGGCUGUGGUGCUUGGCGCCUUUGCCGCCUGCUGGUUGCCCUUCACCAUCUAUUGCCUGCUGGGUGAUGCGGAGUCCCCACGCCUCUACACCUAUCUCACCUUGCUCCCCGCCACCUACAACUCCAUGAUCAACCCCAUCAUCUAUGCCUUCCGCAACCAGGAUGUGCAGAAGGUACUGUGGGCCAUUUGCUGCUGCUGUUCCUCUUCCAAGAUCCCUUUCCGAUCUCGCUCCCCCAGUGACGUCUAGUUACCGUGUGGUGACUCUGCAACCCUAUCACUACAGAAUUCCAGAAUGAAUGUUAGAUCCUCCAGGUCUUCGUUCCAAGCGCCCAGCUCCACACCCCCAAGACCCAGCUGGUUCUGGAGUUCUAGGACAUUGGGUGUUUCAGGUUUCUGUUCAAGAUCCCUGCAGGGGCCCAGCUGGCUCCAUGGUUCCAGAACUUUCCAGCUGGUCAGGAUUCCACUUAGAAAUGUCCCACUGCCCAGCUAGCUCACAAUUCCAGAAUGCUGGGAAUUUUACAGUGCCAUUCCAAAGUCUUGACCUUUCCCCUCCCUCAGACUUGACCUUGGCCGCGUCACUUUAUUUUUUAAUUUCUAAGCUCAAGAGUCAGAGUAGUCACUUAGUUGCCUAAAUAGAAGAAAGAUUUAUCUAUAUAUAUGUGCACAUAAAGAAAAUAUAUUUAUUAUUUAUUUAUUAUAAAUUUAUUUAUGGGUGGUGAGGGGAAACAGAGACCCACACCUUGAAAUCUAGGCCAUACCAGGGUAUCCCUACACCGCCCCCCCCCAUUUCUGACCUCAGUUCCUGAAGGGGAGAAAUGGAGAAAGAGAAAUCAUGUAUUUUGUUAUUAUUUUUGCUUAUUUUUUAAUCGAAGAGAUCAUAAAAACCAGAGCUUUCUCCCCAGGCCCGCCCCCCUCGGGUUUGCAAGGGGAACACACCAGCCUCUGGUUUUUUAUUUUUUUAAGAAGCCAUCACCUGAGCAACCGAGAAUUCCUCUGCGCUGGGGCGGACUGUCCUCUGGUGGCCCUUUGGGGGAACUGCAUCCUG